Molecule: messenger RNA, 6130 nt
Organism: Lates calcarifer (barramundi perch)
Lineage: Eukaryota; Metazoa; Chordata; Actinopteri; Centropomidae
Gene: pde5ab
Product: phosphodiesterase 5A, cGMP-specific, b
Exons: 22
Coding region: 324-2906 (860 amino acids)
Biological process (GO): signal transduction
Molecular function (GO): protein binding; 3',5'-cyclic-GMP phosphodiesterase activity
Source: RefSeq, a predicted model, not a curated record
GAUGGAUGAUUGGAGGGGAGAGUGGUGUAUCACUAGAGGCUAGUGAGGUCCCUGGCGAGGGACACAGGGAGCAAUUAUUAUGAUCCUGUCUGCUCUUCCCUCGCUCACUUUCUAACACUCUUUUUUAUUUUCUCUUUCCCCUCUAGUUCCAAAAAAGGAUACCGCUGAAGCCAGGGGAAAAGGAGAGUGGGGGGGUAAAAACACAGGGGAGAAACCAAAGGAGGAAACCCCCUUGGUAGACUCCAUCAGUGCAUGUGCAUGAGUGUGUGUGCUGAAGCUGCAGAAGUCGCUCAGCAGAGCCAGAAGGACUUCUUUCCACCGCCAUGGGGGAGAUGGUGAAUGCUUGGUUCGCUGAACGCGUCCACACCAUCCAGCCAUCUGCCUCCAAAGAAAAUCCUCCACAGCAGCGGCCCCACCAGUCCUCCACAGACCCUGGACCUCCCUCUGCCCCCACCAUCCUCCCACCCACCCUCAGCCUCCUGGACAACCGCUGCCCUUCCCCUGCCACGGUCCCCAGCCCGGCCCCCGGCACCCCGACUCGCAAAAUCUCGGCAUCGGAGUUCGACCGCCCGCUCAGACCCAUCGUGGUUAAAGACUCUGAGGGCUCCCUCACAUUUCUGAGCGACGCUGACCGCGAAACUGUGCCUCUGCGGGGUUCAGUGAUGGGUGAGGGUGGUGUCGUAGGUGGGGGAGGCAAUGGAGGUGGAUGUGGCGAGGCGGGUAGCGGCAGCGGGGGAGACCGCUGCGCCAGGCUGCUGGAGCUGGUGAAGGACGUGUCGAGUCAUCUGGAUGUGACAGCACUCUGCCACAAGAUCUUCCUCCACAUCAACGAGCUGAUCGCAGCAGACCGCUACUCACUGUUCCUGGUGGGUGAGGACAGCUCCAACAGAAAGUUCUUGGUCAGCCGGCUGUUUGACGUGGCCGAGGGAUCCACGUUGGAAGAAUCCUCCAGUAGCUGCAUCCGGCUGGAGUGGAACAAGGGCAUUGUGGGACAUGUAGCUGCAACGGGCCAGCCACUCAACAUCAAGAACGCGUACGAGGACCCCAGGUUCAAUGCUGAGGUCGACCUGAUCACAGGUUACAAAACCCAGAGUAUCCUUUGUCUGCCCAUCAAGAACCACAGAGAGGAGGUAGUCGGAGUGGCUCAGGCUAUCAACAAGAAAUGUGGGGAGGAUGGUGCCUUCACUGAACAGGAUGAAAAGGACUUCUCAGCCUAUUUGGCCUUUUCAGGCAUUGUCCUGCACAACGCUCAGCUGUAUGAGACGUCGCAGCUGGAAAACAGACGCAAUCAGGUGCUGUUGGACCUGGCCAGUCUGAUCUUCGAGGAGCAGCAGUGUCUGGAGGUUUUACUGAGGAAGAUCGCAGGAACCAUCCUGUCCUUCAUGCAGGCCCAGGCUUGUACUGUCUUCAUUGCUGACGAAGACUCAAUGAACUCCUUCUCCAGUGUCUUUCACAUGGAAUACGAGGAGCUGGGCGAAGUCCUAGACGCUCCCAAAAGGGACUGUGAUGUCAGUCAGAUUAAUUACAUGUACGCCCAGUAUGUUAAAAACACCAUGCAGCCUCUCAACAUUGCAGACGUCACCAAGGACCAACGCUUCCCCUGGACGAGUGAAAACCCAGAUCACACCAGCAACCAGAUAAAGAGUUUGCUCUGCACUCCCAUCAGGAAUGGCAAGAAGGACAAAGUCAUAGGUGUAUGUCAGUUGGUGAACAAGAUGGAUGAAGCGUCGGGCAGCGUGAAGGCCUUCAACAGGAACGACGAGCAGUUCCUAGAGGCAUUUGCCGUCUUCUGUGGUCUUGGCAUCCAGAACACACAGAUGUACGAAACUGUGGAGAGAGCCAUGGCAAAGCAGGAAGUCACUCUGGAGGUCCUGUCAUACCACGCCUCUGCUGCAGAGGAAGAAUCGCGGGAACUCCAGGUAACCGCGGUAGCCACGGUUCCGUCAGCCCAGUCGUUGCGUCUUCAGGACUUCAGCUUCAGUGACUUUGACUUGUCAGACACUGAAACCACGUUGGCUACCAUCCGCAUGUUUGUUGACCUCAACCUGGUCCAGAACUUCCAGAUGAAGUACACGAGUUUAUGCCAGUGGAUUCUGAGUGUGAAGAAGAACUACAGGAAGAAUGUGGCCUACCACAACUGGAGACACGCCUUCAACACAGCCCAGUGCAUGUUCGCCCUCCUCAAGUCAGGACGCUUACAGAAUAACCUGAGCGAUGUAGAGGUCUUGGCUCUGAUGAUUGCAACUCUCAGCCACGACUUGGAUCACAGAGGAGUCAACAACUCCUACAUACAGAGGAGCGACCACCCACUGGCCCAGCUCUACUGCCACUCCACCAUGGAGCAUCACCACUUCGACCAGUGCCUCAUGAUCCUCAACAGCCCUGGAAACCAGAUCCUAAGCGGUCUCUCCCUUGACGAGUACAAGGCCACUCUGAAGAUGAUCGAGAGGGCUAUUCUGGCCACCGACCUGGCCUUGUACAUGAAGAGGCGAGGGGAGUUCUUUGAGCUCACCAAGAACAGCCAGUUUGUUUGGGAGGACGAACAUCACAGAGACUUACUGAGGUCAAUGCUGAUGACUGCAUGUGACAUCUCCGCCAUCACCAAGCCCUGGCCAGUGCAAAAAAGGAUUGCUGAGCUGGUGGCCACUGAGUUCUUUGAACAGGGCGAUAAGGAGAGGCGAGAGCUGAACAUUGAGCCUAUUGACCUGAUGAAUCGUGAGAAAAGAGAUAAGAUUCCCAGCAUGCAGGUGUCCUUCAUUGAUGCCAUCUGCAUCCAGUUAUACGAGACCUUGGCGGGCAUGUCAGAGUACUGCUCCCCAUUGUUGGAGGGAUGUCAGAAAAACCGGCAGCAUUGGAAGCGUUUGGCCGAGGAGUGCGAGAAGGGACUGGGCAACGGCUUGGUGUGAUCCCAAAGCCAAAACCAACACAAAUUCCCAGGGUUCUCCCUGUCCAACCUGGUCUCACAAAGUUUCAUGAAAUUAGCAUGAUAUGCAGUACACGGAAGAGAGAACAAAUUAGAUGUUUUGGGCAAAGAAAGUUAACAAAAGUUGAACUUCUGUGGCGAAAAAACCCACUAGAUUUGGUUUGGUAGAGAAAGGGCACAACUUGCCUUUAACAAUCUUAGAGCAGGUUCAGGUCCCAACUUAUUUUCAUAGAUUUGUCCAUCCUUCCAAUUUGUGCUAAUUAGCAUGUACUCAACAAGAUAAUAGCUAAGAUCUGGGAAUACAGAGGCAUUACUAAACAAGUGCUUUGAGCUAAAUGCUAAGAUAAGCAUGCAACACAAAGGCACAGUGGCGAGGUACUGUAUUUAUAUAUAUAUAUAUAUAUAUAUAUAUAUAUAUAUACUUUCCCACAUUCAUCAUAUUAAUUCAACGUGAUAGCAUUAUAAUAUGUGCUAGUUAGCGCUAAAGACAAAGUACAGCUGAUAAUUUUGCAAGCAUUUAGACUUCAGCAAAGUAUCACUACAGGAAACGUCAGGGAUCUCUAAAUCAUUACUAUUUAUCCUCUGGGAACCAUGAACGUCAGGACAACUUUCAUGGCAAUUCAUCUCGUAGAUGUUCAGUUAUUUCAGUCUGGACCAAACUGACAGACCAACACUGACAUACUUAGAGCCAGACUGCAGAUGCCCCAUGUUUGCUAACCACAAAGCCAACAAAAAAUCUAGUCAGCCAAAGUAUUCUGUAAGAGAGAACAAAGGUGAAUAACAAAAUUAUCAGCCAAAAGGUCUGCUGAAAACAUCCACCACAGUUUACUAGACUUACUGAACUGUAGUUCAGCACCAUGAAAGAUUAUUACUGACAUGUUUCUUUGAGGUGUGCUCAGUUUUAGCUUGUUUACAGCUUGACCUGAUGGUGACUCCUCAUUGCUUGCCCUGCCAGACCGUGUUGUAGUAAUUUCAUCAUCUUCCCAGAUCUCAAUAAUUUUACUGAGUACAUAUGACAAAUAACCAAAACUAUGAAAAUAAGACUUAAGCCUAAUAUAAACCUUCAAAUAAAUUCUUACAUUAGCUUAUUUAAGCCGUUAGCUAAGUCACAUGACACACAGGUGAGAAUGUGUCAUCACUGCUCAUUUCAUCAAACUCUGUGAGACUUGUCUUCCUGUUGUCACCAUUCCUUUAUAGCUGUCACUCACCAGAGACAAUAACAGAGUCAGCACUAAGCUAUAUUUAUUAUCAUAGCCAUUUUUAUUUUUGCACAGAGUGGCUUUCAUCUUGAAGUCUCACCUACACUAUCUCUCACAGGUAGUGAAUUUUAGGGGAACACUGAGUGGUAAGACAUUGAUCCUUAGGGAUCAGCACCAUUCCAGUGGGCUACAGAUAUUGUACUUACUAUAUACUUUACAUAGUUGUCACAAUAAUGACUGAUAUGCUUGUUAAAUGUGUCUUUGUUCACAGCACACACACUACAAGGGUUUGAGUCUUUUGUAACAUUUUUUUUUCACUCAUUGUCUUAACUAUUGCAUAUUUAUUUUUGUUUUAUAUAUUUAUUAGAGUUUCUAUAUUGUAAGGUCAUCCUUUUGUCAAGAGCACACAGUUCUUUAUAUAGGAAAUGUAGUUUUCAUACCUAAAAAUCCCAUCUCUGCUUUUUGAAGGAUCUUUCUUAGGAACAACUCUUUCAGAUGACAUUUGGAAAUGUACUGUAUUGUGUCUUUGUUUUUGUUUUUUUUUUUCAAAAUGUAAAAUAGCCAAAGACUAGGCAAUUUCAAAGUGAAAUUGGUCUAGAUUCUUCCACUGCCUUGUUGUGAUAAAAUAGGACCAAUUCACAAUUAAAAGAAGAAAAUAUUUUAUUUGUUCACAUCUUUCUGCACCCAUUAAUGCCUGUCCCCUAUAAAAGGCUGUUUUUUUUUUUUUUUUACAUCCCAUUUUUAUAACUGAAUGAUGGAGAAGCGUUUGCAUUGUGAUCAGCCUGACCAAACUGUGUUGUGAUGAGACGUUCCUUCCACAUAAAAUCAUUCUAAAUGUAUUGGGGGGUAUAUGCUGACACAGGUUUAAAUCACUCUCUGUCACAUGGCAGAAAUUAGUGCUGUCGAAUGGUUAAAACUUUUUAGUAUAUUGCAAUUUUGGUGACACAUGGCCAAACGGUUCAGCCUGUAGAGCAGUGGUUCCCAACCUGGAACCCCCCAAAGCGUCCAAAGAUAAAUUUGAUAAAGAUAAAGUUUAUAAAUCUGAGCAGCAACUCAACAAUAAAGUAUUGAGGUUUGAUAGUCAGCCUGCCCACACUCCCUAACCUGUGAUCAAGGACAGUUUUCUUUUCAGGGGUCCCAAAUCAAACAGGUUGGGAACCAAUGCCAUGCAGCUGCAGUUUUCUGUGAGCAAAUUAACCCAACAACCAUGUCAAAAAUGCCUCCAGGAUAAAACGAACCCCAGGUGUUCCAGUGAUUCUGCUCAGUGGUAAGCAGCAAAGGGCUUCUACUGGAUAUAUGCCAGUGGAUAACAGUGUGGGACCACAGUUGUGCAUUACCCACUAAAACCCCAGAUUUCAUCCUCUGCUUUGAAAUAUACAGCCAUGUUUUGUUGUAAUUACCAGUUUUCCUUUAAAACAGGGAUUGAAGGUUUUUGACGAUAAAGAUGUUGGUCAUUUACUCACACUCCCACAUUCAGUUGCCAUUCUUCAGAUCAUUUUAGUCUUAUACAAAACUUCAAUACUCUGCACGCACAACAACAGGUGCCACCUAUGUGCAUUUUAUUAACAGCAACAAACAGGCCAGGCAGCCUGGUCUUAACUAAAGCACUUUUGUAGACGCACAUGCUCAGAAAGCUCAUUUGUAUCUGUGGUUGUUUUGUACUUAGAAUACGUCUCCAGGACUGUAGUACAUGUGCCUGUUGCCUAACCUCUGUGCUUUUUCAAAGAAACAAAAUAUCUAUUAUUUCCUCACUGCUUCAGCCUCUGGGUUGUUUCAGAGAAGUUUCUCUUUGUUUUGUUGCAUGUAUAUGAGAGGGCAUUACACCAGAGAGGAAGGGUUUUUUUAAAAAAAAAAAAAGAAGAGGUUUGUGGGUGUUUACUGCAGGUGACAUAAUGUGAUAUGCUGAUAUGGUACUGUUAUGAAGGAGGUGUUCCACAUUUGCAACUGUUGACACCACUGAACACUGUGAGCCAAGUAAAUGGUAUGUCCCAUUAAAGAAUAAUACUUA